Helobdella robusta is the source of this 1230-nucleotide messenger RNA. RefSeq lists its product as hypothetical. The transcript is spliced from 7 exons. Bases 94 to 1230 code for a protein of 378 amino acids. Gene Ontology annotation, cellular component: nucleus. Gene Ontology annotation, molecular function: DNA-binding transcription activator activity, RNA polymerase II-specific; RNA polymerase II cis-regulatory region sequence-specific DNA binding. Gene Ontology annotation, biological process: regulation of transcription by RNA polymerase II. Lineage: Eukaryota; Metazoa; Annelida; Clitellata; Rhynchobdellida; Glossiphoniidae. The record is from RefSeq and is a predicted model, not a curated record.
AAUAAUAAUAUUAGUUGUAGUAAUAUUAAUAGUAUUAAUAAUAAUAAUAAUAGUAAUAAUAAUAAAAUUAGAAGUGAAGAUUCGAGAGAUUUAAUGAAUCAGAAGGUCUUUAUGCUGGCACUUGGGCUGAAUUACGUACCCCGAGAAAUAGCAAACGCUGAAAAUGAAGAACCUCUUGAUUUGAUGAUAACCGAUAGCAACGCGAACAACAACUGCAAAGUAGACAACAGUCUCAAUGAUAACGGUCGCGACGACAAUCAAGAUUCUGACAUAACUUCAUCGUCGUUAACGUCAGUGGCUACAGCAGCAGCAGCAGCAGCAACUUCAACAUCGUCUUCAAGAUUUCUACCAGUCGAAAAGCAUUUUAGCUGCGCACUCUGCAGCCAGUGGUUCACUACGAAAGCUAACUGCGAGCGACAUCUGAAAAGUUCGUAUUCGGACUCGCCGCAUAAACUCAUGUGCUGUUACUGUCCCAGAACCUUUCCGUGGGCUAGUUCAUUGGGUAGGCAUCUUCUCACACAUAUAGGCGAAAAGCCGUACACGUGUGACAUAUGCGAUGUUGGAUUUUCGACGAAGUCCAACAGAGGUCGUCACAUGCUAAGGAAGCACCACUGCCAGAAUUGUGGACUGGAAUUUAAGUGUCGCAAGGUUCUAUUGCGCCAUCUGAAAGAACACAACAUCGACCUGCCAUACAAAUGCUACCUCUGUGACGCCUCCUACCAACAUAGGAUCGAUAGUCUUCUUCAUAAGGGCGAUUACGCUCAGCGCAAGGUCUUCUGCACCUUCUGCCCCAAGAGGUUUUGGUCGUUGCAGGACUUAAGGAGGCACAUGAGGUCACAUACAGGUGAACGACCAUUCGAAUGUGACCUUUGCUCUGCCCGGUUCACCCUGAAACACAGCAUGAUGAGGCAUAGACGCAGACACGGCGGACCACAGCAUCCGGAAGAAGAAGAGGAGGAAGAGGAUGAAACCGAAAGCGGAAGUAGAGAAACAGAAAGCGGAUGCGGGGAAAAUUAUAAAGAUGAUAACGAACACGAACGCCUGAUCGACUACUUUGUGAACGAGGUUGCUAAAAGUCAAGAUGCUGCUCCUGAUGAUGAUGACGCUGGCGAUAACUUUUCUCAGAACAAAGAAACUGAAAUAGGUGACGACGACGUCCAUUAUGACAAUCGUCAUCACGUGAUUAACUUAUCCACAACCAAAGAUUCUGAAACUCCUCUUGGUAAUUAA